Liolophura sinensis is the source of this 2088-nucleotide messenger RNA. Its product is annotated as mitochondrial nicotinamide adenine dinucleotide transporter SLC25A51-like. Gene Ontology annotation, cellular component: mitochondrion. Lineage: Eukaryota; Metazoa; Mollusca; Polyplacophora; Chitonida; Chitonidae. Gene Ontology annotation, molecular function: NAD transmembrane transporter activity. The record is from RefSeq and is a predicted model, not a curated record. The transcript has 3 exons. Bases 227 to 1162 code for a protein of 311 amino acids.
ACUAAAAUGGCGAUGCAGACGAAUUUUGUUUUUCGCUAAGGUGAAACUACUUAAAACAUGUGUGGUUAAGAGAAGCAUUCCUCUGGAAUGGUGAUUUGUACCUAGACAGAGCCCUUAUUCAUGUGCUCCUGGGUUCCCGUGACAAGUUUGGCUACUGCUAUGUUGUGAUCCUCAAUGGCUGUGAGAUUUAAACAAGGGUGAAAGCUGGAGGUGCAAAGGGGAUACAAUGGCUCGUAGUAGCUUGAUGGAUGGUUCAGUGCUGGAGGAUAAGGGGAGACAAGCCAGCACAAGUCAUGGGUUUGGGCGGCCUGCGAGUUUUCCUCGCAGUGGUGACCCUCGAGAGUUUGCCUGUGGGUGGGGGGCUGCUCUUAUUAACAUCACAGUGACUUUCCCGAUCAACAAGACCAUGUUUCGUCAGCAGUUGUAUGGAGUGCGCGCCCACACGGCCAUCAGUCAACUGAAGAAAGAGGGGCUGUCACAGCUGUACCGAGGACUCCUCCCUCCACUUCUGCAGAAGACUACCUGCAUGUCGAUAAUGUUUGGGAUGUACGACUUCUUCCGCGGCACGAUAAACACACACUACCCACAGCUCCGUCCAACAACCAAUCAGGCGGUGGCCGCUGUUUUGGCAGGAUUCACAGAGGCCAUUUUGACCCCGUUCGAGCGAGUUCAGACGUUGAUGCUGGAUAGAAACUACCAACACAGAUUCAAUAACACUCUCCAUGCAUUCAGGGAUAUUAGGCUAUAUGGCUACCGAGAAUUUUAUCGUGGCGUCACGCCUAUUUUAUUUCGGAACGGGGUCAGUAACAUGAUGUUUUUCGUUGGGCGGGAAAGAAUUCAGUUGGCACUGCCUCACUACCGAUCCAAUUCAGCGAUGUAUCUCCAGCAUUUCAUCAGUGGUGCUUUACUGGGUGCUUUUAUAAGCACCGUAUUCUACCCAGUUAACGUGGUGAAGACUAAAAUGCAGUCACAUCUGGGAGGGAAAUAUCACGGAUCCUUCCGAACAUUUUGGUACAUCAUGAAGCAUCGGAACUACAGUGUUAAGAAACUGUUUCGAGGUGUCCAUCUGAACUACACGCGCGCCUUUAUCUCCUGGGGAAUCGUCAACGCUUCGUAUGAACUACUCAGAAGUAUUUUAUACGGCGAGAACAGGGUCAAGUGAAGGGAAUUUGUUGUAAAUAGGAUUUUGUGGGGAUUUAGCUAGAGUAGUUAGCAGCUUCUAAAUUCCCAGAUGUAUAAUUUCCACUGCAUGGCACUGUACAGCUACUGCAGUGAGCAAAGCUGAAAAGUCACCUGCACAGUACCACAGAGUUUUCAGCCUACCACAGCUGCUAUACAGUACUGUGCGGCAGGUAAAGAACCGUGUUGAAUCUUCUAUGUUGUCAUUGAUUUUUGCUUGCUUUGAAUCUUAAAAUGAAUUCCUGUUUAAGAUGCCUUGCCUAUAUAAAUUUACCUACUUCCCUGUGGAAAUCAUGGUAAAACUGUUAAUGGAAUAUUUUUUUGAUCUAAUACGUUUUGAUUUCUUUCUUUUAAAACUAAACAUUUCUGUAUCCCUGGGAACAAUAUCACUCCCCUGGCCUUGUAAAAUGGCCCUCAAAUUGUGCCAAUAAUACUGUCUUGCCCUGACUUUACUUUCUGGUGCAUCAGCAAAACAGAGUUGGAAUUUAUCUGCUUCUAAAUUGAGAUAACCAUGAUGUUAAGUUAGCAUACAACCACAACCUGUUAAAUUAAGAAAGAGACAAUAGUAAUUGGGUAACAGUAGAGAUGGGUGAUUGUAGGUUAAACUAGUGCAUCUAGAUGGAUUUGAUGCGCUGUUUUAAAUUUCUGACAAUGAUUGUAACAUGGUUACGAUGAAUGUCAGCAUGUGAAAAUAUCACGCAGGUCAAACGUUAAAUUUUUGCCAUGGUAACAACUGAUUGUGCGGAAGUAAAGCUGUGUACUGAUUUUGAUUUAUAUAAUCCAAACUUGCAGUUCAUCUUGGCCUGGCCUCAUCCAGACAAUCUGUUAAAUCUUAAAGGACCCAUGAAAUGCCUUUUUUUUUUUUUUUUUUUUUUCUUAUAACGUCCUUCAUGAUGUGGCCUAACAUGU